Entrophospora sp. SA101 is the source of this 1884-nucleotide messenger RNA. The record is from the annotation of a GenBank genome assembly. NCBI's taxonomy places the organism in Eukaryota, Fungi, Glomeromycota, Glomeromycetes, Entrophosporales, Entrophosporaceae.
AUGUUUGGUGGCACAUCAAAUGGGGAAGCACCUCCAAAUCCAUUAUAUAUUUUUGAUACAACAAGCAAGUCAAAUUUGUAUGUUUAUGGAGGUAGAUUAUUACCUGUAGUUGAUGAUCAGAGUAUUGAUGAGUUUAUUGAUGGCAUUGACACAACUGAGAUAUUGUAUUUGGAUGUAUCAGUAAACUUUGAUCUAAAAAAUCCAGCAUGGAAUCUAUUAACAGCAGAUAAUCUUAUUGCAUUUCACAGUAUGUCAAUUGGAGGUCAAAAUAACAAUUCAUUAAUAAUAUUUGGUGGUAUGUCAGGUGGGAAUGCACCCCCAAAUCCAUUAUAUAUUUUUGAUACAACAAGCAAGUCAAAGUCAUUAGCUUCUAAAGCAGUUACAACAGAAUGUACUAGUCGUGUGCUACACACUUCAGUCACCAAAUAUGAUUCAAAAGUUUUUAUAUUAGGUGGAUCCUCCAUACCUGUCGCUGGAAAUACUGAAGUCAGUGAUGCAUUAAAUACGUUAUGUGUGUAUGAUUCAUUAACAGAUGUAUUUACAGUAUCAACAUUUGCAAAUGGAAUUUCUCAUCAUACUUCAACUUUACUAAGUGAUGAUCUCAUUUAUGUUAUUGGUGGUAUUAAUAAUGUGGUGACUGUUACAGGCCUUUCUCUAUUGCCAAUGAAUGUAAUUAAUAUUUAUGACACUAAUCUAAAUAGUUGGUCCACUAAGACUGUUUUAGGUGAUAAUCCUCCUCAAAGAAGAGGUCAUCGAGCUGUUGGAACAAUAAACAAGAAAAUUAUUAUUUAUGGUGGUCGUAAUGCUGAUGCAUCAAUUAUUUAUGAUGAUGUGUUAGAACUUGAUACAACUACACUGACAUGGAAAAUUAUCCAAACUGGAGGAAUAGAUAAACCACCAGCAUUGUUUGAUCAUACAAUGACAAUGGUUGGAACUAAUAUUAUAAUUACAUAUGCAGCAUUUAUAGUAGUUUUGUUAAUUAUUGGUUUAAUCAUUUAUGUAUGUAAAAGGAAAGAAAAAAGGCAUAACUCAUAUUUCACAACACCUUAUGGAUUAAAUCAGCCUUAUUCACCACCAUUAACUGGUAAUCUACUGUUUAAUCAAUCACCCAAUUAUUUAACAUCAAACAAAAACACACCAGACCGUUCAACAUCAUCAUUGCCAGUCCCACCACCACCUUUAUUACCACCAUCUACAUUAAAAAAUAAAAAUAGUUCUGAUAGUAGUAAACUCACUAUUGUUGAUCCGAAUGAUGUUCAUCGAAAUCCUCCUCGAAAACAAUUUAGUAUUGACGACUAUCUUGGCAAUCCUUAUCAACUACCAUCUUUAACACUACCAUCUUUAACACUACCAUCUACAUUAAAAAAUAAAAAUAGUUUUGAUAGUAAUAAACUCACUAUUGAUGAUCCAAAUGAUGCUUCUAGAAAUUCAUCAUAUUUACAAUUAAUGCAAGCUAAUGAUGAUAGAUUUAAAGCAUCAUCUAUUGCAACCUCUAGUAUAUAUACGCCUUCACGUUCCAGCAGUACUGGAAGUUCACAUAUUGGCAGCACACGACCAAAAAUUGAUACUCAAUUGAACUCAAUUACUGAAUCAGGUGAUGUAACUCCUACAAAAUUUACAACUACAACCUCUCCAAGUUCUGAUAUAAUCGCUGCUAUUAAUGCUGCUGCAAAAAGUGAUUCACGCAGUAGUGAAGAGGGAAGUUUCCAAAGUCCAUUAUUUAAAAAUGAAAUUUUAAGUUUACGAACUGCAACAAGAUUAUCUAAAAUGAACCCAAAUGAUCAUGUUGACCAUGAUGGUAAAAGGUAUGCAUUAAGUAAGAGUUAUGGGAUUGCAGCAUAUGCACAAUUAAGCGCAAACUUUAAAAAGGAUUGGAAAUAUUAG